UUGGUAAACAGAAGCCCUGUGCCGUGGUCUUUCUGGUGUGCUUUAUUUAGACACAGAAAAUGGGGGAAGCAGAAGCUAUACCUGCCGAUGAAAAACAAGCGGAUUCCGGCUCCAGUCCAAUUGAAGAGUCGGUGGUUUGGAGUCAGGAGGUGGAGGUGUGCCUGUUUCAUGCCAUGCUAGGCCACAAACCCGUAGGUGUAAAUCGUCAUUUCCACAUGAUCUGCAUUCGGGAUAAAUUCAGCCAGAAUAUUGGGCGCCAGGUGCCCUCUAAAGUCAUUUGGGAUCACUUGGCGACAAUGUACGACAUGCAGGCGCUGCAUGAAUCAGAAAUCUUGCCUUUCCCCAACUUGGAGAAAAGUUUUGUUCUUCCAGAUGAUAUCAUUCAGGAAGUAAAAGAAGGAAAAGCUGGAAUUGAAGAAGAAACUAGAGAGGAGAUCAAAGAAGAAACGGAACAGCCAGCAUUAGUAGAAGAAGGGAGCAACUGCUCUGUGAAACUGGCAGAAAAGGCCAGCAUCAAAGAAAAGGAGAAAGACAGAGAGAAGGGUUCAAGUGAGAUUGCAGCGAAGGAGGCUGCAGACAAGCGGAAGCGGAACCGAGUGACUGAGAAAGUGUUGAACGCAAACAGUAACCCCUCCAGCCCGAGCGGGGCCAAGCGGCGCAGGACGUAACAUGAAUGCCACCAAACAGCAGCCGCAGAAGGGAGCCACGCUUCUCGAAAAAGCGGGGAGCGAAAUAACACAGGAGGGAAACUGGAUACCAUUCCAAUAUCUAAUCUGAAGCUGAGGAUCUGAUUGCUUGUUUGUAAAAGUUACCUAAGAUCUAUCCACGUAGUUCCGUAGUGUAUCUGGAUAAUGUUAGACACUUCCAAGGCUUCUGAUAGGUCUGAGUGUAACUGGUCCACCUGUUUUAUAUUAUCAGAAACCACCUUUUAUGUUUAUUUAAUUUCCUAAUGCCACUGCUUGAUCUCCCCAGUAGUAAGUAAACUGGAUUUAAGAAUCUACUCGGAUUGUGGUUCCCCCAGUGCACUACCCUUUGUUGAAGAUAAUGCAGCUCUGAAUUAUAAAUAAAACUUUUAACUAAACAUGCUGUAUAAAUUUCACAUACUGGGUCUGUACAGUGCAGUGGGAGUCUUAUUUCAGUCUCUGCAAAAAAAAAAAAAAAACACCCAGCUGAACAAGAUAUAACAAAGACAACCAUACAAUCCAAAAAGGCCUGUUUGGAUUGCUAUUUAAUACAGCUUAAAAUACAGAUGUUCAUAACCACUUUAAGCUGUGUUUGUACAAGAUGCAUUUUUUCACUGUGAUCAUAUUUUUUUUUUUUUUAAAUCAUUUUUCAGUAUGUAUUUCCAUCUGUGGGAGACCAUUAUUAUGCCUCCUUUGUCUUGAACACUGCCGUGCUAUAGAAGACACUUCAAAUAAAUCUUGUGCGUUCAAUAUACAAACACACUUGUAAGUCAGGGAAGCAAACGCUCUUGUUCUCAAAAAUGUACCCAUGUACCCAAGUCUUGCAUAGUUCAUUUCAGUGAAAGUUCAACUGGCACCAAGUGAUUUUCUGUUUUUAAUUAUUUUUGGAACAGAAUGCCUGGGUUUCCUUUCUUUUUUUUUUUUUUUUUAUAUACAUUUCAUCAGGGAUAGAAAGAAGACUCCUGCUGGAGAGAAGUUUGAUAUAUUUUCAACUUUAUAACCUUAGCUGAAGUGCAUCGGAUAAAUAACUGCAUAUUAAAACAAAUUUGGACCCUUGUUUUCAGUUCGAUUUUGUGAUGCUAGUGUGCCGUGGCUGACUGAUGUAUGUGAAAUUCUUCACAUGUUCACUAAGAUCACAGUUUUUAUUUUAUUUGUACAGGUAUGGUGAAUAGUGCUGAUUUUCUUUUAAAUGAGUUAAAUGUGGUCUGUUCAGAAGCAUUACUGGAGCCUGGCAGGACAUGUACAGGCUCUGGUAUUUGCUUGUUUGUUUACUGUUUGUAAAUCUUACACCAUCUUUUCUGUACAGUGCUUGUGUUGUAGAGCAGCAAAACAAAGAUUUCAAACCACUUAAAGUUUUCAGUACAGCUAACCCUGAUUUUAUUUGUUAGUCUUUUCUUAUACAGGUACACAUGCAAUACUUGAAUUGUCCAUUGUUUGUCAUAUUGUUUUUUUUUUUUUUUAUGAUUUAACAAUUUCGUUUUAAGCAUGUUUUAUUAAACAUUUACUUGAA
Molecule: messenger RNA, 2193 nt
Organism: Polyodon spathula (Mississippi paddlefish)
Lineage: Eukaryota; Metazoa; Chordata; Actinopteri; Acipenseriformes; Polyodontidae
Product: MRG/MORF4L-binding protein-like
Exons: 5
Coding region: 60-668 (202 amino acids)
Biological process (GO): regulation of transcription by RNA polymerase II
Cellular component (GO): NuA4 histone acetyltransferase complex; nucleus
Source: RefSeq, a predicted model, not a curated record